Messenger RNA from Eleginops maclovinus (Patagonian blennie), 6371 nucleotides. Its product is annotated as solute carrier family 12 member 7-like. The transcript has 26 exons. The record is from RefSeq and is a predicted model, not a curated record. Gene Ontology annotation, biological process: cell volume homeostasis; chloride ion homeostasis; chloride transmembrane transport. Gene Ontology annotation, cellular component: plasma membrane. Gene Ontology annotation, molecular function: potassium:chloride symporter activity. The coding region runs from base 655 to 3933 and encodes 1092 amino acids. Lineage: Eukaryota; Metazoa; Chordata; Actinopteri; Perciformes; Eleginopidae.
AAAACCAGACACGGAAACUACCAGAAAAGGCAGAAGAGGAAACAGAACCACAGCAAGAAGACUAAGAAAGAAAGGAGGUUGUGUUGGGAUUGUCUUUGUCUAUAAGGAGCAAGUUGUUUGGUUUUCUGACAAAGUGGACUCUUGAGCUCAUUUGGAGACUUUUAUAGGUUCUUUUAGUAUUUGUUUCUCUACCUUUCUGGGACUUCAAAGUUGAGAGUGAGAGAAGUGGGACAGUCAGAGCAAUGGGAGGAGCUGCAGGGUUCACCAUGUAUGGAAUCCAGCUCUGUUCACAUGGUAAAUAGAGGGUCACAUGGGGCAAUAGUCUUGGAGCAGUGGGGAGAAAAGGGAGGGAAAGGAACAAGGAGAGAGUGAAGAGAUACUCUGCAGGACUUUGGCCUGCCUCAUGUGCAAGAGGCAGCACUUUUACCCUGAGUUUAGAGGACACUAGAUCCCACUACAAAGAGGAAUGAAAGAAAGAUGUCAGAGCCAUGUUGAGGUCAAACUAAAACUUUCCCUCAACUUGGCUUGGAUUUGACUUUCGUUCGAUAUCUUUCCACUUCCCUGUGGGGCUGAAAGUUCAACAGCUAAUUCCAUCCUAGUAGAUGUAACUGAACACCCCUUACAUACUUUAUUCCAUACGAUUGAAGUGCCAAGAUGCCCAUCAACUUUACAGUAGUACCAGUGGAGGAUGCAGGGGGUGACAGCAACAGUGUGGCAGCAGCUGGAAGCAGCAAACCUGUCAAUUUGGGCAACAUGUUUGCGAAGGAAGAUGACGAAGACAACUUACAAGGACCUCACCCUGGAGAGGACAGACAAAAAGAGUCCACUCCCUUCCUCAGCCCAGACGAUGACGGAGAACAAUAUUAUGAUGGAAAGAACAUGGCCCUGUUUGAAGAGGAAAUGGACAGUAAUCCUAUGGUAUCAUCUCUUCUCAGCAAGCUGGCCAACUACACCAACCUGACCCAGGGUGUUCGUGAGCACGAGGAGGCCGAAAAUGAGGAUGGGGUCAGGAGGGUCGCAGUCACGGUCCCUCAAAUGGGAACCUUCAUUGGAGUGUACCUGCCCUGCAUGCAGAACAUCCUGGGCGUGAUUCUCUUUUUGCGUCUCACCUGGAUCGUUGGCACAGCAGGAAUUCUAGGAUCCUUCGCCAUAGUCUCCAUGUGCUGCAUCUGUACCUUGCUCACAGCUAUAUCAAUGAGUGCCAUAGCAACCAAUGGAGUUGUCCCAGCCGGUGGCUCGUACUACAUGAUCUCCAGAUCAUUGGGUCCAGAGUUUGGAGGGGCUGUGGGUCUCUGUUUCUAUCUGGGAACCACCUUUGCUGGAUCUAUGUACAUACUGGGCACCAUAGAGAUUCUGCUGACGUACAUUGUUCCAACAGCAACAGUGUUUAAAGAGGGCGAAAUUGCCGCCAUGUCCAACAACAUGCGUGUCUACGGCACGUGCUGCCUGCUCAUCAUGGCUCUGGUAGUGUUUGUCGGAGUGAAGUAUGUGAACAAACUGGCCCUGGUGUUUCUGUCCUGUGUCGUUCUCUCAAUCAUGGCCACCUAUGCAGGAGUCAUCAAGACGCUCAUCAAACCACCAGAGUUCAACGUCUGUCUGCUGGGAAACCGAUCUCUGAGGAAUGAAAUGUUUGAAACAUGCGCCAAGACAGAGGUUAUUAAAAACAACACUGUGAUCACUGAGGUGUGGAACCUCUUCUGUGACAGUAAAUAUCCCAACGCAACCUGUGACGAAUACUUCACCUUAAACAACCUGACGGAGCUACGGGCCAUUCCCGGGCUCCUGAGCGGAGUUAUAAAAGACAACCUGUGGGGCGACUAUGGGCCAGCUGAUACAUACAUAGAGAAGAAAAGCCAGCCUUCGAUAGAGCAAACCCAGGACACCACCCAUGAUAUGAACCAGCCCUACGUCUUCAAUGACAUCACCACCUACUUCACUCUGCUGGUGGGAAUAUACUUCCCCUCUGUCACAGGUAUAAUGGCUGGUUCUAACAGGUCUGGUGAUCUCAGAGAUGCCCAGAGGUCCAUCCCAAUCGGAACCAUUAUGGCUAUUCUCACCACCUCUUUCAUCUACAUCUCCUGUGUGGUCUUGUUUGGAGCCUGUAUUGAAGGAGUGGUGCUGAGAGACAAGUUUGGUUACUCCGUAAAGAAGAACCCAGUGAUUGGCAUCCUGGCCUGGCCGUCACCGUGGGUGAUUGUGAUUGGCUCGUUUUUCUCCUGCUGUGGGGCGGGGCUUCAGAGCCUCACCGGCGCCCCACGCCUACUUCAGGCCAUCGCUCGGGACGGCAUCAUCCCGUUCCUACAGGUGUUUGGUCAUGGGAAGGCUAAUGGAGAGCCCACCUGGGCUCUGCUACUGACAGUUGGGAUCUGUGAGAUAGGAAUCCUCAUCGCUUCUCUGGAUGCUGUGGCUCCCAUCCUCUCCAUGUUUUUCCUAAUGUGCUACCUGUUUGUGAACCUGGCCUGUGCUGUUCAGACUUUGCUCCGCACCCCCAACUGGAGACCUCGCUUCAAAUUCUAUCACUGGAGCCUGUCGUUCUUAGGGAUGAGUCUGUGUCUCUCCCUCAUGUUCAUCUCCUCCUGGUACUACGCCCUGGUUGCCAUGGUGAUAGCCGGCUGUAUCUAUAAGUACAUUGAGUACAGAGGGGCAGUGAAGGAAUGGGGAGACGGGAUCAGAGGUCUGUCCUUGAAUGCAGCGCGCUAUGCUCUCAUCCGGCUAGAGGAAGUACCACUACACACCAAAAACUGGAGGCCUCAGCUGUUGGUGUUGUGUAAGUUGGAUUCCGACCUGACGGUGAAGCACCCUCGUCUCAUGUCCUUCACCACGCAGCUCAAAGCUGGGAAAGGACUGACCAUCGUGUGCUCGGUGCUGGAGGGAACCUUCAUGACCCGGGGGAAUGAUGCCAAGACUGGAGAGCAGAAAUUGAAAGCAGCGAUGGCUGUCGAGAAGAUGAAGGGUUUCUCCCAUGUGGUGGUGUCGUCCAACCUGCGAGACGGUUUCUCCCUGCUCAUCCAGUCAGCCGGGCUGGGAGGAAUGAAACACAACGCUGUGCUGAUGGCCUGGCCCACAGGCUGGACACAAGCCCGGGACUCCUCUGCAAGGAGGAACUUCAUAGAAACUGUGAGAGAGACGACAGCCGCUCAUCAGGCUCUGAUGGUUGCCAAAAACAUCGACCAUUUCCCUAGCAACCAGGAGCGUCUGAAGGAGGGAACCAUUGAUGUGUGGUGGAUCGUUCAUGACGGAGGACUGCUCAUGCUGCUGCCAUUUUUACUCAGUCAACACAAGGUAUGGAGGAAGUGUAAAAUGCGUAUUUUUACCGUGGCCCAGAUGGACGACAACUCCAUCCAGAUGAAAAAAGACCUCCAGAUGUUUCUCUACCAUCUACGCCUAGAUGCAGAAGUGGAGGUGGUGGAAAUGCAUGAGAGUGACAUCUCCGCCUUCACCUAUGAGAAGACGCUGGUGAUGGAGCAGCGGUCUCAGAUGCUAAAACAGAUGCAGCUGUCCCGCACUGAGAGGGAGAGAGAGGCGCAGUUGAUCCACGACCGCAACACAGCAUCUCAUACUGCAAUGAACGACAAAGCUGCAGGUGCCCCCCCAGAUCGUGUCCACAUGACCUGGACCAAAGACAAACUGAUCAACGAGAGGAACCGACAACGAGAAGGCAUGGGAGUUAAGGACAUGUUCAACAUGAAACCAGAGUGGGAAAACCUCAACCAGUCAAACGUACGGAGGAUGCAUACAGCUGUGAAGCUGAACGGCGUGGUGCUCAAGAAAUCCAAAGAUUCCCAGCUGGUGUUGCUCAACAUGCCGGGUCCACCGAAGAACAAGAAAGGGGACGAGAACUAUAUGGAGUUUCUGGAGGUCCUGAUGGAUGGCCUAGACCGUGUCCUGUUGGUUCGUGGAGGCGGUCGGGAAGUCAUUACUAUCUACUCCUAGCACCGAGCUGUUCCUCAUUGUUUGAAAAUAGACCUUAAGGAUUUGAUAGACAGUAGGAUCCCAGAAGGAUCAUUGGGAAAUGGACAAAGGAAGGACAGUCCAUUCCCUCUCACACAACACUGUCAGGACAAGAAAGGAGGACCAUGGUCGGUGGGAAGGACAGGGGAGUGUACGUGCAGCACAGCCGGAUGUCAAUGAAUCGUCUCGUGGCACAGGCGGCUCGCUUCUAACCCUUUUCUUGGGGCUUCAACAUAUUAUACACUCUAAAAGUCACAACUUUGGGGCUGAAUUUCUUCAGAAAAACUGUUUUGUGAAUGAGCUUUCAUUUCAACAUGUCAUAUUGCUUCAUCUGGCACUUGUCAGGGGGAAGCACACAAACUACAGCUUGUUUUUAGCACAACGUUUUAGCAUUUCUCUGAUUGUGGUAGCUGUUUAUAAGGAAUGAUGCUAACGUAGCUAACUUAGUGUAGUGACUUAUUUAUUUCAGUGCUUCAAACUUUGAAGUGAUACAUGAUAUGCAGUGACUCUCAAAUAAUAGACUCGGAUCUAACAUGUUUUUAAUUCAUUUUUACCAAAAACAAUGCUAGCCUCAAAUCACUGUAUCAGAAGCUUAAGCCCUUUUGAUUAAUUUGAUCAGGACGGUUUAAGGGCAAAUAGGGCGUUUUGAUUGUAAUCCACAGAUUGUCUUGCCAACUGUUUAUGUUGUCACAGAAAACGUUAGUGUGGGAAAGGAUGAGAUAGUACAAAUGAAACAGAGCAAUUAAGUCUUUUGUGAUUUUAGCAUUUAAGUAGAUUUAAGUUGAGUUAAUGUGUAUGUUAUUGACUUGUUUUAUAUUCGAGCAAACAUUUUAUGGUGCAUAUUCAUGAUAAUAUAGGAUGCAUUGAUGAGGGAAAUAGUACAACAUUAACGUAUGUAUUAACAUUUUUAAAUUGUAAUUCAGGAAGUCUCCUUUUGCAGCUUAGUGCAGUUUGCCAUUUUUGUGUCUGAUGCACUUACAGCCAGUCAGGGAAUGCCUGUGAGAGAAACAAUACAUUAUGGUAAAAUAUCUCAGCCCGUCAGUGCUGUUGGUGUUUUCAAACAUACACCUUCAGACUGUACAAGACUAUGGCAUGAAAUGUAGCAGAGGAAAAAAGACGUCAUAUGUCUAUCUGUGAAAACCCUUGAUAAUGGACUUCAGUUACCUGCAACCCCCUGAAGACAACAAUUUCUCUGUAACUGCAUGAGGAUCACUGAUCUUUGCAUUUUGAGCUGUAUUUGCAAUGAACGAGAAAUAGCAUAGCAAAAACAUUACAAAGAAAGGGGGAAAGGUUGUACCAAAUGCAUAUUAUCACAUUUAAAUGCGUGCCAAUAGCACAGGAUAUACAUUGGCCUCGAAUGUGAGUCAAUGUUUCCCGUGUUCUUGUAUAGGGACUAUAUAUGAUGGUGAAAUGAACCAUCAUAUAUAGUCCCUAUACAUAGCCCCAACAUGAAAAAAUGCCAACAAAAAGUUGUUGAUGGUUUGGACUUAAAAUGCAGUUCGCUGAUUUUAAUGACAUUUAAUUUAUAGUCAUAUUAUUUUCCUUCAAGUCUCCAGAUAGAAAAUAUCAAGUAAAGUUGGUAAACUUGUUUUAUAAAGUUUUUAUUUUCAAGUUUAGGCUCACCACUAUGAUAAGAUUAGAGGUCGUUCACAGCUGAAUCAAGUGCACAGUUGUCUUUGUGAUUAAAGGCUGAAUUAAAUAAUAAUGUUGCUUCAUUGAAGCAGGGUCACUGUUUUCUCAGAUGUCAACAACUACUUUUAUGGUGGGUGUUGUGGAAAGUAUUUUCUCUACUGAAAUUCAGCAUGUGCAUUUCUUAAUGUAAAACUUUUAGUUUCUUCUAGUGAGUUCAUUUCUGUAUGUGUAGAAAUACCUUGUUUUAACUCUUUGAAUCACACCCCUGGUAAUUUCACAAGAUAUGAGAUUCUGUAUUCUGCCAUUGAUUAUUUUGCAAUUUAACAGCAUCAACAAUAAACUAAGGUGUAUGUAUUUAAGACAGGUGUCAUGUCCUCUAUGGACAGAUUUUUACAAACUGAGAGAUUUCGUCCAUAACAGCAGAUUAUGUUCUUGACGCAAUUUGUGUCUCUAAGAAAUGGCCCACAUAAUGAGCUGGCCCACAGUCAGAAGUGUUUGUCCAGACUUGGAUGGAAACUCCCAUAACCUGACAUGAAACAACUAUACACAUACAAAAGGCAGGAAACAUCAAAGCAGGAAGUCCGUAUUCAAGGAAAAUGAAAAAGGAAAUGAAGCUGAGCGACUUGUUAGUAAGACGUUGAUCGCUGUGAUAUCUCUGAUUGCCCUCAUCUCCUCUUUCAAGCAGAGGCACUUCAGCACACACUUUCUUUUGUUUGAGUGUCGGCUAUUUUGCUUCCAUAACACAUGUUCUAGAGUAGCCGAAAUAAAACAUGUAAAAUACUCUUCAA